This is a messenger RNA of Sesamum indicum (sesame), 2751 nucleotides long. Its product is annotated as Pentatricopeptide repeat (PPR) superfamily protein. NCBI's taxonomy places the organism in Eukaryota, Viridiplantae, Streptophyta, Magnoliopsida, Lamiales, Pedaliaceae. Gene Ontology annotation, molecular function: protein binding. The record is from RefSeq and is a predicted model, not a curated record.
UUAAGAAGGGGGCCUAAUUUGUUUACUCCAAUUCAACUUUUUUCCUUUUUGAGGUAAUUUCUGACUAUUUUCGUUUAUUUUAUAGCUGAAAGAUUGAUCUUUUGCUUUCUUUUUGGCCAAAGAUUGUAUCUUUUGGUUUCCUCUCUCUCUUUGACAGUUUAAAUUUGUAGUAUGCUUGCAAACGCAACUGCAAUUGAGCUGAAUCGCACUUCUUAGAAACCCUCAGAGAUUUAUCCUUUAUUUUUUCAGUUUCUUGGACCUUUUCUUCUUUUUGGCCAGAGAAUUCGAUUAUAGUAUUUGAAUUGUUAUUGAGUUUGUCACAAUUUUACUCUUUUUAGUUCUAAUUUUGUAUGUUCUAGCAAUAAUGUAUUUGAAGGAGGGGUGCUCUUUAUUGUUAAAAGUGCAUAAGCCUUCAAUCCCGUUUGUACUUAGCACAAACCCAAAGCUUGAUUUUCAGCCGCAGAGUGAACAGAAUGAUAAAGGUAAAGUUUUUAUUGAAGAAUCUGAAGUGUUGAAGAGAUUGGAAAAUGAAAAUGAUAUUGCGGUAGCAGUGGAGUACUUUAAAUCCAUAUCUAAUUCAAGCUCUUUUAAGCACACCCCUUUAACAUAUGGCAUGAUGAUCGAAAAACUGGGGCACAGAGGUGAGAUGGAUGCUGUGCAAUACCUUUUGCAACAGAUGAAGUUGGAAGGUAUUAGUUGUUCAGAAGAUUUAUUUAUUAGUGUGAUCAAGUCUUACAGUUGUGUUGGGGCGGCUGAGCAGGCACUGAAAACGUUUUAUAGGAUUCGUGAAUUUGGUUGUGUUCCGACAGUCAGGAUAUAUAACCAUCUAUUGGAUGCAUUGCUUAGUGAGGAUAGGUUUCAUAUGAUCAAUCCACUAUAUGUUAAUAUGAAGAAAGAUGGGUUAGAGCCAAAUGUGUAUACGUAUAAUAUUCUGUUGAAGGCACUGUGCAAGAAUAAUAGCUUGGCUGGGGCUCGUCGGUUGCUUGGGGAGAUGUCGAACAAGGGAUGUGAACCUGAUAAUGUAAGUUAUACAACUAUUAUAUCGUUUUUGUGUAAAUAUGGUAAGGUGAAAGAGGCAAGAGAUUUGGUUUUGAAAUUCAUCCCGAGUGUGCCUGUGUAUAACGCAUUGAUUAAUGGAUACUGUCGAGAAGGAAAGACCAAUGAAGCUUUGGAGUUACUGGAUGAGAUGAUGGAAAGGGAAGUUACUCCUAAUGUCAUUACAUACACUAUGAUUUUGAAUACUCUAUCUGAUUCAGGUAACAUUGAGCUCUCUCAUGCCAUCUUGGCCAAAAUGUUUGUGCGAGGAUGUAAUCCAAAUACCCACACAUUUACUUCCUUGAUAAAGGGGCUAUCCUUGAAAGGUAGAUUACGGGAAGCUCUUGAUGUGUUGAUUCAAAUGUUCAGUGAUGGGAUUUUACCAAAUGAAGUCACAUAUAACACGCUAAUUCAUGGCCUCUGCUUGGCUGGUAAUAUGAAUGAGGCUUUGUCUAUUCUUAAGAAGAUGGAGGCAAAUGGCUGCCUUCCAAAUAUAACAACCUAUAGUACCCUCAUUGAUGGUUUUGCUAAGUCAGGGGAUUUGAUUGGCGCGACUGAGAUAUGGAACAAGAUGAUAUCUCUUGGUUGUCGUCCAAAUGUGGUUGCAUACACGUGCAUGAUAGACGCACUCUGUAGAAAUUCCAUGUUCAACCAAGCUUAUGAUCUAAUUGGAACCAUGGUAACAGAUAAGUGCCCACCAAAUACAGUUACAUUCAAUGUCUUUAUCAAGGGUUUAUGUGAGAAAGGUAGAGUUGAUUGGGCUAUGGGUUUGUUUGAUGAGAUGGAAAAAUAUGGGUGUCCGCCUGAUAUUACCACGUAUAACGAAAUGUUGGAUGUUCUAUACAAAGUUAACAACAAUAAACGUGCAUUUGAGCUCAUCAGCGACAUUGAGCAAAGGGGAAUCAAGUUUAAUUUAGUAACCUACAACACUAUUACACAUGGUCUGUGUUCAUGUGGGAAGCUAGAGGAGGCAGAGAAGCUUGUUGGAAGAAUGAUAAUCCAGGGAGUCAAGCCUGAUACUUUUACACUAAACAUGCUAAUUCAUGCUUACUCUAAGUGUGGCAAGGUUGGGUCUGCCAUGCAACUUCUGAAGUCGAUGAGCAAGGUAAGCUUGCGCCCUGACAUAGUUGCUUACAACAGCCUUAUAUGUGGGAUGAGUGAGCAGAUAGAUUUAGAAGCAGCCAGCGUUUAUCUUCAUAGAAUGAUAAGAGAAGGAAUCAUCCCGAAUAUUUCGCUGUGGAAUUUCUUGGUCCGGAGUUUGGUGAGCAAGAUUGGGUAUGCUGGAGCAGUGAACCAUAUGAAUGUUUUGUUGGCAAGUAAGUAAAUAUGAUUAUAUGAAAAGGUUAUAAAAGUCUCCAGCUCUGUUAUAGCCCAAGGCUGACUAACAAAGGAAUAUAUCAGGACACCUUUGCUGACCACAGGGGAUGCAAAUUUUUUGACUAGGAUCUUGUUAAUGGACCUUCCUCAAGUAGUUGUUGCCUGGAUGGCAUGUUAAUCCAGAGUCCAAGAUGCAGCCAUUGAUUAUUCAAUGGCGUUUGUAGAUGAUAAUCUGCAGUUGUGUGCCCAUUACACUAGUGCUGUAGUGAUUCUGUUGUUCUUACACUUAGCCGAAGGCUGCUUAUUUCUCUUUUCACCUUUCUUUUCUUCUCCUUGUACAUAUGUCCUGGGGUUUGGGCUUCCUGGAUGACGCCAUGGAUACAAUAUGAAUUCCACAUA